AUGUCUGGUCGAGGGGAUAGUUCAGGCAGUGGCCGUGUUCGUGGAGGUGGACGUAAAGGUGCUCGUGGGGGUGCUCGUGGAGGUGCUCAUGGAGGUGCUCAUGGAGGUUCUCAUGGAGGUGCUCGCGAUAGUCCACAUAUCACACAAUCCACUCAGGAUACCUUCUUUGAUGAUGACAUGACUCAGGGUGAGUAUGAUAGUGAGGUUGUACCUGAGACACAACAAGAUGAAGUGGUUGUUGAGCCGAGAGUGUUUUGGAUGACACCUGGUGAACUAUGCGGACUCACAAGUGGCCACCGGAGUACGACACCUUGGCUUUGCAUGACUACCAUGAAAUUAAAAGCGGGAGCAAGACUAAGGGACUUGCACAACAACAUCACCUCAAGAAAGGGUGGAGAACGUCCUAAGUGGUUGCCCGAGGAUGUGCAUAAAGAGAUGAUGAGGCAUGCAACGGAGGAUCCUGAAUUCCUGAAAAAGUCUGAGCGUGCUAAGAAGAAUAGGAGAGGCGGUUCACUAACCAAUCCAAUUGAACCCACACAUUUUCAAGGUUCCAUUUCCACAGUUGAACAUGAAAAAAAAAUGGCAAAAGACAAUGGAGGUGCUUUGCCUACGGCCGGUGAGUUAUAUUUGAGGACGCACACGAAGAACAUACCGGGUAAAGGGAAUGUACCAUGCAGUAGCAAAGCGAAACAGAUCAAGGAAACAUAUGAAAAGACUGUUGCUGAAUGCCGUGAAAAAGGCAUUGAAAAGGAUCCAAAUCAAAUAUUUUUUGAGACAGUUGGUGGGAGAAAGAAGGGAAAGGUCCAUGGCUUGGGGAGUGGCUCACAUUUGUAUUAUGCACCACCUUCGAGGGGAGGUGGUUCUUCUAGCUCAUACAUACCUUCCCUUUAUUCGCAAUUUCAAGAAAAAUUUACUCAAAAGACCCAAGCGUUGGAGGCGACACAAGCUCAGAUACUAAGGGAGAGAGAAGAAGAGAGACUGGAGCGACAAAGGGAGAAGGAAGAGCUACGAAGGGAGAAGGAAGAGCUACAAAGGCAGAGAGAUGCAGAGCGACUAGAGCGCCAAAGGGAGAAAGAAGAAAAAGAAGAAAAUGAUAGGGUCCAAGCAAAGGUGAUUUCCGAGUUGAAAGAGGCAAUGGAGAACUAUGGAAGGAUGUUCAGUCAGUGUAGUCAAUUUCAGUCUCAAGACCGUCAAGAUCCCCCUGGCGGAGGGGCUGGGCUAGCUACUUUGUAGAUUUUCAAAUAUAUUUUCUAUAUAUUUAUGUAUUAACUCGUAGUUAUGUAUUAUCAGUAUGAACAAGUUUGUUAAUAUUAUCAAAGCUUUGUACUCCGUAGUUCGUGUUUUGAAUAUUGUGGUCGCAGGAAUUAUAUUGAA
Molecule: messenger RNA, 1374 nt
Organism: Spinacia oleracea (spinach)
Lineage: Eukaryota; Viridiplantae; Streptophyta; Magnoliopsida; Caryophyllales; Amaranthaceae
Exons: 4
Coding region: 1-1233 (410 amino acids)
Source: RefSeq, a predicted model, not a curated record